AUGGGGGAAGCAGGAGGGGGGGGCUUCAACCCGUUUCUCGCGGCGAACGCGGCGCCUUCGAACCCGAUGGGGCUUCCUAAUUUUCCGCCUUCUCUUCUUUUCCCUCCUCCUCCGCCUCCCCACGCGGAGGCCUCCCAUUCCGCUAGCGUUGGAGCGACUCCGGCGGCUGCGGCGACGAACGAUCGAGGGGAUUCCACAAACACCCGGAACUCUCCAACCUUGGGGCUGCCUUCAGGAAAUGGGGGGGCGUUGUACGCGCCUCAAAUGAGUAUUUUGAGGGAGAUGGGGUUCGAGGACGAAGAGCUGUGCUUGAGGGCUUUAGAGGCCACCAACGGCGAUGUGGAGGACGCUCUCACUUACAUUGAUGAACAUCAGGCGAACUAA
Molecule: messenger RNA, 384 nt
Organism: Phytomonas sp. EM1
Lineage: Eukaryota; Euglenozoa; Kinetoplastea; Trypanosomatida; Trypanosomatidae
Source: the annotation of a GenBank genome assembly